UAUCGUUUCAGCCCAUCCCGAACCACCGACUACGAACCCGAGCUCCGUUCCCCGACUAGGUUUAAGCAUAGCCGUCGGCGACGGCGGCGGCGGCGACGAGGAGGAGGAGGAGAAUGGGCGGCGCCACCAGGUUCCUGAUGCUCCUCGCCGCCCCUCUCCCGCCGCGGUGCCCCUCCCUACCCCGCCUAGCGCGCCUCCACCACCACCACUGCCGCCGCCCCGCCCACCUGUCUCCUCUCACCUCCCGCGCUCUCCACCACCACAUCCUCGCCGCUUCCACCAACCGUCUCCUUCCACUCCGAGUCGCGUCCUCUCCGCAACAGUUUCACGCUCAGGCUAGCGCCGUCAGAGACGACCAUCUCUCCGACUCCGCUCAUCCGUGGCCGGAGUGGCUCGACCUCGUCAGGAGCUUAUCGGACGGCGGUUAUUUCCGUAAGGACGGGUUGGGUGGGGUGGCGGCGCGGGGAAUCGGCGGCGAGGCUGAGUUCGUGGCCGGCGUGGAAUUGCGGGAGGAGGUCGUCCGCGCGGCUGAGGCGGGCUUGGCUUUUGCGCGCGAUCGGCCUCAUCUUUUCAGGGCACUGUCGAAGAGAGAUAUUGACGUGGUGGUCGAAAAUGGAGCUCCUUUCUUGUUCAGAAAUGCUGAUGAUUCCAUCAGAAAGAUAAGGGCGUUCGUGAGUGGGGAAGAAGCUGGUAUUGUUGAUGGGGAUAAAGCGCAGACAAUUGAUUUGAUGAGGUUUAUAUUGAGUUAUGCCUGCAGUCCCACCGCACCAGAAAGAAGUGACUUUGGUAAUCAAAGUUUGAUUGCAUCAGUACGGAAUCUGCUACGGGAGAUGGCAAGUCCAAGUCAUACUGCUCCACCAUUGAACUUUGCUGGUUCUCUUGAGAACCAGUUCUCUGGUGGCUAUGGACAAAUUCCUAGGUCCCAUGGGCCAAAUACUGAGAUGAAAAGAGGUGAUUGGAUCUGCCCAAGGUGUAGUUUUAUGAAUUUUGCAAGAAACAUGAAAUGCCUUGAAUGUGAAGAGGCACGGCCUAAAAGGCAAUUGACAGGCAGAGAGUGGGAGUGUCCUCAAUGUGACUUCUUCAACUAUGGGAGAAAUCAAGUAUGCUUGAGAUGUGAAUGCAAGCGUCCUGGAGAGAUGUCAUCCACUGUACCAUCUGGAUUUGGUUUAAGUCAUGGUUCUGUUGAAAAUGCUCAUAAAAUCGACAUUGAGAGGAGAUUUGCUGCCAAUGCAGAGAAGGCACCAAGCUUCUUCAACAAAGUUUCACAACUAGAUAGCACGUCGGACAUUUACGGUGCUAUAGCUGAUGAAGAUUUCCCUGAAAUAAAGCCACUGAGGAAAGAAGUGACCAGAAGUAACUUGACUGCUGAUGGAACUCCAAAUAUUGAUGAUAACCAAACUUGGAAUGCAAAUAAGAGACUUGAUUCACCUUUUUCCAAGUCAUCAUCUCCACAGCAAGGACAGACUAGAGGAAACAAUUCGGGUUCUGUUCCUUUUGUGCCUUUACCUGCUGAUAUGUUUGCGAAUAAACCCGGAAAUUCUGAAAAUGAGUCAGACAACUUGGAGACAGAUGAGGCUGCUUCUCUUGCUUCAAAUGCCAGAAACCGGGGUCCUUCUGUUUCUGGAAUUAACGUCUCUGGUAAAUCAGGAGCUGGUCUUCUGUCUUCCCACGAGCCAGUUAUCCAUACCGAAAGCCAAGAUAAAGAGAGUGGAGAAGAAAAUUCUGAGAGAUGGUUUAGGAGAAUUGCAGAUUUACACGAUGCCCGAGAUCUGCCAUCUGCCACUUCUGACGAAGAUUUCCCCGAGACCAUGCCCAUGCGUAAGGGAGAGAACCGAUUUGCAGUUGGAAGGAUGAAAGAUCGUUCUUUGACUUCUCCAACGUACAAAAGACGUGCUGCAAUGGAACAAGCUAACAAGUCCAACUUUGUUCCCUUUGUCCCAUUCCCACCUGGGUACUUUGCUACGAAGGAAAACCAGCAGCCUGGCAUUGCCAAUACUACUAAUAAAGCUUCUUUGGAUACAAACUCAACUACUGCAUCUCCAGGGGAGCUUCCACUGGAGGCAAAUGAUUCAAGUUCAAUGCUGCCUAAUCGCAAUGGACAACCAUUGGACAACCGGCAUAGUGAUGGUGGGAGCUCGAACAUAAAGAAUUCAACUCAUAGUUCAACCUUGAAUAAAGGGUCACAUAAUAUGGGGACGCUACAGGACUUCGGCAAUCCUCAGAUGAGUAGUGGGAGUAGUGUAGGUGUUGGAUCAUUUCAAGCUGGUAGGGAUACAAGAGAGAGGACAAAUCUGGUGAGCAGUUCACACCAACCAUCGGAAAGUUUCAACGUGAGAGAGCAGUGGAGAGGUAAGAGCCUGGAGGGUUCAGCUGUGAAAGAACCUGAUCCUCUGGACAUGUCAGAGGGGGCAAAGGCAGAGAGGUGGUUCCGACGCGUUGCCCAGAUUAAGGACAUUUCAGAGCUGAGCCAGAUACCAGAUGAGGAUUUCCCAUCAAUAAUGCCAAUGCGGAAAGGAGUAAACAGGUUUGUCGUGAGCAAGAGGAAGACACCAUUAGAGAGGAGGCUGACUUCUUCUCAGUAUAGAAGAAAUCUCCCUGUUGUGACCUCUGAUCCCGUGAAAAAUGAAAAUGAGAAUGAGUGAUAUUGAGGUUUUUCAACCAUUGUAAUGCAUUGUAAAAUCGUUUACGUGGCAAAUUUUUAAAGUCAAUAGUUUUCUUCAGAAGGUGAUUCUUUAUCUAAACAAAGUCAGCAGAAAACAACUUGAGCCCUCAGGUCUCAACUUAUUUAUCUUAAGCCUCUUUGUAUCUCUUGUGCCAUUGCUUAUAGGCAAUAGAACAAGAGGAGAUAAAAGCAAUCUGUGUGUGGAGAAGAUGGAGAGUGAGGUGCUGGCGACUUUGUGGCAGGAGGAUCUUUUUUAGGUGAUGAAUCUUGCUUGGAUUGGUAAAAGAUGUAGGAAAAUUUGGCUUUCGAGGAUAGGAGAAGUGGUUGUAAAGGGUGCUGGGGUGUGGGCGGUGUUGAACAGGAGGUCGCCCUGUGGUUGUGACUCCUGUGUUCCUUGUGUGUGGAACAGGGAGAUGAAGCUUCACAUUGUUGUCGAGGAACCUGCAGAAGGUAAUUUUAGUGGAGCAUUCCACUUUUGCUGUUUAGUGUUAUUUUUCCUCAUUGUCUAUUAUUUAAUUCCAAACUCUUAGUCUUUAUAUAACUCACGAUGAUCUUGUGUUUUUUUACGUACCAUGCUUUUAGGAACUAUUUGAUAAGAUGAUAGGAGGGGUAUAGUACAUCAUUGAGAAUAGGAAGUAUUUAAUGUAAUGCCUCAAUCAGUGGCACCUUGCUGACGUGUUGCAAUUAUUUUUAUAUGUAAGAAAAUUAGAUAGUGGAGAUGAAUUUAUGUAAGGGGGAGGAAAUGCUAAUAUUAUGCAUGUUA
Eucalyptus grandis is the source of this 3425-nucleotide messenger RNA. Its product is annotated as zinc finger protein VAR3, chloroplastic. The coding region runs from base 114 to 2642 and encodes 842 amino acids. The record is from RefSeq and is a predicted model, not a curated record. Lineage: Eukaryota; Viridiplantae; Streptophyta; Magnoliopsida; Myrtales; Myrtaceae. Gene Ontology annotation, cellular component: cytoplasm. The transcript is spliced from 5 exons. Gene Ontology annotation, molecular function: mRNA binding.